Trypanosoma theileri is the source of this 1167-nucleotide messenger RNA. RefSeq lists its product as uncharacterized. NCBI's taxonomy places the organism in Eukaryota, Euglenozoa, Kinetoplastea, Trypanosomatida, Trypanosomatidae. The coding region runs from base 1 to 1167 and encodes 388 amino acids. The record is from RefSeq and is a predicted model, not a curated record. The transcript has a single exon.
AUGGCAGAGGUGAUCAAAUACGCGUCAGGGGUGGAGCCCCAGGCUAUCUUGGGCAAGUUACAAUACUCCAAUGGAGUUACGCAAAAUAUGUUUUCUCCAUGUGAGAGACUAAAGGAGAAAAAAUGUUUACUUGGGCCGACCCUUUUGAAGGGUGUUACAAUCCCUAAAUUAUGGGAAUCAUUGUUUACAAAUAAGUCUGACUUUCUGAAACGAUACCAUGAUCGGCGGAAAGAAACCGAUUUGGAAGUGGGAAAAUGGGAAUACUCAAGUGACAUGAGUAGUGGAUAUCGUGCGGUAUCUCUUACAAUUACUAUAGAUAUACCCAAGGCUGGAACCUUAACACAACUAAACGAGGCCCAUAGAUUUGCGUACACAAAAUCAGCCAGUGGUCCUCUACAGUUAAUGUACCAGAUUUCAUCUCAGACUCCUGCUGUCCCUGCGGGUCAAUCUUUUCGAACAGAGGCUUUCCUGGCAUUUACAGCUGAUUCUGAAGAUGGAGACUGCACCGUCUGUGUGCGUGGUGGAUGUAAGAAGUUAAGUAUGGCAUUUUCAGCUAUUCAGUAUAUCGCUGUCCCUAGAGCUCUUCGUGAGAUGACGCAAGCCUACCGAGUAAUGCUCGAAAUGAUUGCAGAGGAGUUAGCAGAGAAUAAGCUGAGUGUUACUACAGGGGAUGAUGAUACCUCUGGUGUUCCACAAAAAGAUGAUAGUCCAGCUUUUAAUGCUGGUGGAGAUGAUGGAGGUAGCGGUCAAGAACCAAGUAUGUUAUUCCAGGGCUUGCUAUUACUGUUUGCUGCUAUCGUAACAUUAUCUCUACUAUGGUCUAUAUCAACUUUACGAGGUACGGCCAGAGUUGCUUCAGUAAUGAGGGACCGACUCUAUGACGAACAAACAUUUUCAACACAGCAGCGAAGUUCCCUCAGUGGAACCCUUAACAUGGACCAAUCUACUGGAGGAAGUAGUUCACGAACCCCGCUAACACAAGAUCAAGCACUUCGGCACGCCGCUAGAGAUGCACAAAUACAAUCUCUUAGAUACCGAUGGAUGGAACAAAGGGUUGCUAUUGGUACUCUAGAAUCGACUGUACAACGACUAUGGUGGAUGAGCAUGAUGCAGUUAUUAUUUGUGUUUCUAUUGACAGUAAAAGUUUUCUUUUACGCCCAGAAAUAG